AUGCUCAACAUUACAGCCUUAUUGUCCACCCUGAUCACGGCAAACCAUAUCUUGUCAUACCACAAUGUGCUUGAUUCGUUUGGUCAUGUCAGUGUCCGUAACCCCAAGACAAACACGGCCUUUUUCAUCGCAUUACAGCUCGGCCCGGCGGUAGUCUCUGGUCCCUCAGACAUUGGCGAGUAUCUGAUCUCAGAUGGCUCGCCAGUAAACGGCACUUCAGGUGGCUACGCGGAGCGCUAUAUCCAUAGCGAGAUUCUCAAAAGAUAUCCGGAUGUGAAUGCCGUUGUACACAGCCACGCAGAGGACGUCCUUCCCUUCACCGUCAUCGACACACCACUUGAGCCAGUCUACCACAUGGCAGGUUUCCUUGGCGCCUCGGUUCCUAUAUUCGACAUCGAGAGCGCGUACCAAGAAACCGAUCCACGAGACUUACUCGUCAACAGCCCCAGAUUAGGUGCGGCACUCGCACAAACUUUUGGCGUCAACGAAACCCAACCCACCAGUCCAUCACACACUACGGUUCUGCAGCGCGGUCAUGGUUUCGUCACUGUAGGAACGAGCAUCGAGCAGGUCACGGAUUUCGCCUACUAUGCUGCCAGUAAUGCUCGCGUUCAAGCAAAGGCACUUUUAUUGGCAAAUGCUGCGCAGGGUGCCGGUGGUGUACAUUACUUGAGCGGGCAGGAAAGAAAGGCUACGGCUGAAAUGAAUUCGUGGAUUGUUUUCAAGCCGUGGAAGCAGUGGGUGCGCGAGGUGGAGAGAAGCGGGAGAUUUGUAAAUGAGUUGGGGACGCCACCUACGGGUGAAGCGUAA
This is a messenger RNA of Bipolaris victoriae FI3, 810 nucleotides long. RefSeq lists its product as hypothetical. Lineage: Eukaryota; Fungi; Ascomycota; Dothideomycetes; Pleosporales; Pleosporaceae. Gene Ontology annotation, molecular function: aldehyde-lyase activity. The transcript is spliced from 2 exons. Gene Ontology annotation, cellular component: cytosol. The coding region runs from base 1 to 810 and encodes 269 amino acids. The record is from RefSeq and is a predicted model, not a curated record. Gene Ontology annotation, biological process: pentose catabolic process.